Messenger RNA from Hippocampus zosterae (dwarf seahorse), 3336 nucleotides. RefSeq names its product vertebrate ancient opsin-like. The transcript has 4 exons. The coding region runs from base 318 to 1538 and encodes 406 amino acids. The record is from RefSeq and is a predicted model, not a curated record. Gene Ontology annotation, biological process: G protein-coupled receptor signaling pathway; visual perception. NCBI's taxonomy places the organism in Eukaryota, Metazoa, Chordata, Actinopteri, Syngnathiformes, Syngnathidae. Gene Ontology annotation, molecular function: G protein-coupled receptor activity. Gene Ontology annotation, cellular component: photoreceptor outer segment; membrane.
GCCACACGGUGGAGCAAAGCCUGAUCGAACUUUUUUUUUUCUCCUUUUGCCUCCUCCCCAAUUAUCCCCGUACAUUCCCUUCUUGUACACUUUAAUAACUUCUGCCCCCCCCCCCCCCAAAAAAAUUAAAAUAAUAAUAAUAAACUUUUGCACUAAAUGACUACACUUUGGCUUUUAAUCAGAAUUCCGAUGGCCGAACGUCAAAUCCUUUGUCCACUCGCGCACAUGAAGAGAAAGCCCAACAAGUGUGGCGUAAGUGCGGCGGACUGUUAGGAUCGGUGGCCACCCAGCGCGCCGCCACCGCCACCGCCGCCGCGAUGCUUUUAUCCAACGUGAGCAUCUGCGCGGGCUUCAACAGCGCCCUGCACGCCGGAGCCGGGGAAGGGCACCCGGACCUUGGGGGCGGCUCUCGGCGCUCCACCCUCACUCCGACGGGGAAUCUCGUCGUCGCCGUGUGCUUGGGCUUCAUCGGCACUUUUGGACUGGUGAACAACUCGGUUGUUCUGGUGCUCUACUGCCGCUACAAGAUCCUGCGCUCGCCCAUCAACUUGCUCCUGAUUAACAUUUCCGUCAGCGACUUGCUGGUGUGCGUGUUGGGGACGCCGUUCAGCUUCGCGGCCAGCACGCAGGGAAGGUGGCUCAUUGGAACCAAGGGCUGCGUGUGGUACGGCUUCGCCAACUCGCUCUUUGGCAUCGUGUCCCUCAUCUCUCUGGCCGUCCUCUCCUACGAGCGCUACAGUACCAUGAUGACCCCCACUGAGGCCGACUCAUCCAACUACCGCAAGGUCUGCCUGGGCAUCAUCCUUUCAUGGGUCUAUUCCCUCAUCUGGACCCUGCCGCCGCUUAUCGGUUGGAGUCACUACGGUCCAGAAGGACCGGGGACCACCUGCUCCGUCAACUGGAAAGCCAAGACGGCGAAUAACAUAUCUUACAUCGUGUGUCUAUUUAUCUUCUGCCUCAUUGUGCCAUUGUUGGUGAUCGUGUUCUGCUACGGAAAGCUGCUGUGCGCCAUCAAACAGGUGAGUGGGAUCAACGCAUCGAUGAGCAGGAAACGGGAGCAGCGAGUCUUGUUCAUGGUGGUGAUCAUGGUGAUCUGCUACCUUAUGUGCUGGCUGCCUUACGGAAUCAUGGCGCUGCUGGCCACUUUCGGACCGCCUGGCCUCGUCACGCCUGAAGCCAGCAUCAUACCGUCCGUCCUGGCAAAGACAAGCACAGUCAUCAACCCGGUGAUAUAUGUCUUCAUGAAUAAACAGUUUUACAGAUGCUUUCAAGCACUGCUACAUUGCGAGGCUCCUCGGCGAGGCUCCAGCGUGAAGAGCUCAUCAAGGGUUGCCACCAAGCCGGCGAGGGCCGGCGCGGUGACAGGUCCUCGUCAUACCAACGACUUUCUAUACGUGGUGGCCUCCCUGGGUCAGCCAGUUGCUGCAGUGCCCCAACUGGACCCUAUCCUGGAACCCACCCAUGAUGUCACUAAAGCCCCUUCUUCAGACUUCAACCAACCUGCUGUGGUAUCACUCGUGGCCCAUUUCAAUGGCUGAAUUCUGGCUACGACCUUGACAUUAGCAUGAAAGGGCGAUGUCUCCAGGCUGGAAGGCAUUAAUAAUGAAUGGUGCGGUUGCUGAGGUUGGUCCGACUGCAACGAUCCAGUUCAGACGAAUAAAAUAGAGCUGUUGCAUCAGCUGAGUCCAGGAUGCUGUAGCCAAUACACAGCAGUUGUGGAGGGAAAGCUUUGGAAUUACUUUCAGAAAUUAUGAGCAGGGUUGGCAGGAACUGAACCUACCUACAUUGCCCCUUUGUGUUUAUCUGCAGACAAAAUGUGAACAUGCAAAAAAAAAAAGACACUAAAGGGGCAAAAAAAAUACUUUUUAGGUGUUUUUUUUUUUGGUCAACGGUUUGUAAAUAUUUUUUUAAAUACCUGAAUGUGAAUGGAAGAUUUUCGAUAUCGUCUACGAACAGCAGAGCUGAAAGAAAGAAGCCAAGGCGUAAGACUGUCGACAAAGACUAAGAAUGUCACGCCGGUGGUUUUCAAGCAAUUCGCCUGUCUGACAACCUCGUCUUAAAUUAAUCAGUUGUCACUUUAAAAUGAUUUAAAGGUCCCUCUAAUUGACCAUUCAUCCUAAGGCGCGACUGAACAUGUACUUUGUAGCCUCGCUGCAAUGUAAGCGGCAUUCAAAGGUGACAGCGAUCAAGAAAUGCACGUGAAAGAGCUUCGGAGUCGUUCCCUCAGUGGUGUGCAUGCGCAUUUGACGACGGCAUCCCUGAUUGAAUGGAUACACGGUGACAUUUGGUAAUGUUCGGUGGAUAGCGCGAGAAACUCCGCACGCCCUCCCCCUAAAACGUACGAUCCCCUUGGAAUGAUCUUUGCAUUGCUUGUCAAAUGAUAUUCCUUGCAUGCGCAGGGAACCAAAUCAAAUGUUUCUGGUUCAACCCAAUGCUCAGGAUCCCUUCUUUUAUAAACCGAAAGGCUUGGCCGCAAAGUGUCUUGCUUCAGGGCACUCGGUCAGCAAAGCACACGGGCGGAUUUCACACGCCUCCCAACGCUACGUUUACAACAAUCGGCGACUAUUUCGAACAACACGGCUCCAUGUCCUCGAUCGCAUCUGUACGUCUUUCGAGUGCACAGCAAAUCGUUCGACCGACAUGAACAAUAUGUUCACGCUCAAAUGAUUUUUGUUCCGUUUAUAUGUGCUUGUCGGCAUCCUGCGAACCGAUUUCGAUCUCUUUAUUGUCUUGCGGUGCAAAGAGAGCGGUGAGGUUUUGCAAAGCAGAGCAUCGGGUGCUGUGUUGCCAGUGAAUAGUUAAGCUUUCAGUGUUGUGUUUCUCUCGAAAAAGAGCAGAUGUGGUGUGUCCCGCCCCCCCCCCCAACCCCCUCCAUCUAGUUCUACGAAGAUCUUGUAUACAUCAUUGUAUGAUACAAAGAUUGAUACCAAAGCUAAAGAAAUGUUGAUAUUUUUGGAGAGGUGAUGUCUUAAUAAAGGUUUUUUUUUUUUUAUCUACGACGACGACACAUGCAACGUUUUGUCUUAAAAAAAAAAAAAAUUGAACACUAAGGCAGAUACACUUGAAGAGGCAUCAGUGAACAAGAUGCCAAGAGACUUGAACUCCUCCGCAUGGGGCAGGAGCUCAAGCCGGACCUGGAGAGGGCAGUCGGCACCUUUCCGACUGAGUACCCUUGCCUCGUACUUGUAUUUGCUUUAUUGUUGAUCACUUUGAACAGUGCUAUACAAUCAAAGCCAUUCUUCUUCUCCUAAUCGCUCUUUUACUCAUCCUUGGUAAGGCGCGCUGAUCAUCAUCAACAUCAAUGUAAAUAUGGCACAGGGUGUCAUGGAUGACAAC